AAUAUUUUAUGUUACAGAACUAACGUCACCGCUAUAUCUCCACUUAACGUGGGUACCAGGUGGGCAGAUCGUGGGCAGGCUGUGUUGAGCAAAAGACAAUUCUUUUUAUCUCAUUGAGGGACCAAACCUUGUUAAUUGGAUACCGAGAGCGAACCACUAAGGACAAUAGCAUCAGUAAGGAUGUGUGAGAGAACUUAUUUUAUUUGGUGUUUUAUUAGCUCUUACAGCCUGGUCGGACCGUCCAGCAAAUGGCCUAAGUAUAUCAUGUCAAGUACUGACCCGUGAUGGACUUCUCGGUCUUCAGUAAUUGUAAAGCGGGCACACCCGAUCGUUCCCCGGAAUGGAUGAUUUACCUGAAAAAUUAUCGCCUAGAACUGAACUUCCCUUACAAUUAUAGCAUCGAUUUCCUACAGUAAGACGUUGGUCUCAUUGGUAUUCACGCCGAGUAAUGGGCCUCGCGCACAACUUACUAUACAUACGAGGUUGCUAACGAAGCCAGUCAAAUUCUGCGCCCUUUACGCAUGGAGAGCGACAGGCAGCGCAGGGAUAUGCAGGAGCAUAAUCACUUGUUCAUGUUGGUGUAGGUUUUACAACUUUAAAAAUCGCUAGUCGUUAUUCAUCAUUUUGGACGAUGUUGAUGUCUUUCUCUAUAUAUAAUGAUUUAAAUGCACAUAACAAGGUAUCGUCUUGGGGUUAAAAUGUGCAUGGCUUAGUUUCCUAUUCAGGUUGUGGCUUUAUCUCAGAUUCUAAGGCGAGGUUUCAAUAGAUAUGAAUUUUAUCAGACUUGCUAUAAAUUCAAUUUUAUCUUAUUCGAUUUCACUCCUUGGCUGUUUAACCAAUGUCGAAGAAAACAGCAAUUUGAAAUCUUGAUAUGGGGAACAUUCAGGACUAUAUCCUGCUUGUCAGUGUAGUUAAUUAGAUAUCGUGGUCAGUAUAUGGUUGUUACACCACCAUCAGACCGGUGAGCGGAUGGUGUAAUCUCCGUUGUGUGUCAAGAAUAACUUCGUAAGAAAAGUCCGGGAAUAUGUUACCUCGGAGUUGACAAUUGACAAGUAUGCCCGCAGGCAGUCCGACGUCCGAUAAAUACGUGGUUUACACCGUGGAUACGGAGGAUAGUAGUUCCGGACUGGAGGACGGACAAAUUGUGUUCCGCGACCCGGACGGUAUCAAUGGGCUUAAAAGGAUGCCACUCCGCUCCCUUUCGUCCGACUCCUGGGGGACAUACUGGUCCAGAAGGGAGAAAUGUUGCUGUCUGUGGAACGUUUUUCUCAUUCUCAUUGUCAUCACUUUAGCUGUCGUCUUUAUUGUAAUGCAUAAGACACUGACAGAUCAGCAACCGGAACCGGACAACUCCAGUAUCCUACAGACAGCCUCCGGGCAACCGGACGUAACAGACAGACACGUCACCCCGGCACCUCUCGCUCCCAGGGAGACGAUCUGUAGCAGUCACGACUGUGUACGACUGGCGGGCUCCAUCCUCUCACACAUGGAUACCGACGUAGACCCGUGCGAGGAUUUUUAUGAGUAUUCAUGCGGAGGAUUUCAGAAAAUGGCGUACCUUACUUGGGAAACACCACGGGUUCGGGAGAACCCCGAUAUACUUUUAACAAAGUACGAAGAUUUUUUAAAAGAUCGAUUGUCCGCACCAAGUGACCCGUUAGUAUCCCGACACGAGAAUAAACUAAAGACUAUCUACCGCGCAUGUCUACAGAGACAGAACACUCCCCUUGGUACUAUCAGGUCUGCAAUUCAGGAUCUGGUCACCGCACAUAACGUUUCUCAGCUAGAGGCAAACGAAUUUACAUUGACGAAACUCGUAGCUAUGGUGACAAGAAAUUUUGGUGCUUCGCCAUUUUUCAAGGUUAUGGUGGACAGGAACCAGAAAAUAUCUAUCCUCAACAACUAUUCAGAUGACGUCAUCAGGGAGUUGUUUGAUGACGAUGAAAUUGUUUCCAAUUUUCGACAUUUGAUGCCAAGCGAGUUAUAUUAUCGGAGUUAUACAUCUGACAAAGCAAUACAGUCGUAUAAGAUGUUCUUAGAGACAGCGACAAUGACCAUUCUUGAUUCACACGAAGGGGACGAUUUUACCAGAGCUCUGAUCAAUAAUUUGGAUUCUGUUUUUGAAUUAGAAAUGGCGCUGAACAAGAACUGGUACAAAGAUGAGAACAAAAAUGUUUUCAGAUCCAUAGAAAACUGUGAUUCAAGAAUGAACAUAUCAAGAUUGCAAGCAGAAUUUCCAAGAUAUGGAAUUUCUUGGGAAUUGUUUUUCAAUCUGUUACUAGGAGAGGGCCGAAACGUGACAGGUGGGAUGGAGAUUUGCUCCGUAGACCUUUCCCCGUCGGUACAAAGUGUGAUUACACGAACGGACCCACUUACCCUCACCCAUUAUGUAUGGAUACAUACACUACUACACACAGAUUUAUACAAUAUAUAUGCACACAAAAUCAAGCCUUUUAAUUUUUCUACUAGUAUUUAUAACAUUCCAAACCAUUCCAACGACGAAGCAAAAUGUAUAGCGUAUUUAUCCACUGUUUUACCUUUAUCGGCGAUUAUCACCUGUUCCGAAACUGAUGUGUUUGAAAAGGAAUCUCAAAUGCUAUUUGUGAACUUAAAACAGACCUUGAUAGAGGUCAUGGACGGUUUAUACUGGAUUCCAAGGAGCCAAAGGGAGGCAGUGGCUGCCCACAUGGAUAACAUCACUCUCCAUUUUGAAUGGACGAAGUGGAAAGCAUUGAUCGAGAGAGGAGUGUUUGACAUCUCCAAACUAACUGGUGGUUAUAUCGACAAUAUGAUAGAAAUAAUUAGAACUAAACACAAACUCUACAUAACAGGGAUUAAGAUUUGCCCGGCGUGGAGGCUGACAAACAGCAAGUUUGUGAAAAAAUACCAGUCAGUAGAGUUGUCUGCGUCAGCCAUCCAGGGUCCACUAUUUUAUACCCCCGCUACAGUCCCCGUAACGUAUGGAUCUACAGGGUGUCCUCAUCGCCCAGACGUUGGUCCAGGCAUUCGACAUCGACGCGUUACUGUUGCACUUCAUGACUGGCCUGAUCGACCGCCGGGUGCUGUUUACAAUGGCUCAUCAUCUCCAGUGUCUGAUAGAUACAUUCGACAGGUAUUAUCUCAUUGACACCCAAGGCGCCAGGCACCAGGUUCGGGGAGACCUAACUAAGGGUCAGAACUUUCAGAGAUACUCUAGCUUUACAUGUAGCGUUUAGGGCUUAUAGACGAUCAUUUGACCGUGGCUACGACAGAAUGGUACUGCCUGGCCUUAAUCUCACGGACCAUCAACUCUUCUUUGUUACGUAUACACAGACCAUGUGCGAGAAAGUGAACGCCCGAGGAGUCGAGUUAUACUACAUGGAUAGCAACCAUCCUGUAUUACCGAGAUAUAUCAGAGUUCAUGGAUCGCUUUCCAAUUUUCCAAAAUUUUCAGCAGCUUAUAAAUGUUCUAAAAAAAGUCAAAUGAACUCCGAUUCGAAAUGUAUUGUGUUGUGAAAUUGUAUUGUAAAUGUGAACACUAUAUACUGUAUGAUAUUAUGAUUAUUAA
Messenger RNA from Pecten maximus, 3547 nucleotides. RefSeq names its product neprilysin-like. The record is from RefSeq and is a predicted model, not a curated record. Gene Ontology annotation, cellular component: plasma membrane. Gene Ontology annotation, biological process: protein processing. Lineage: Eukaryota; Metazoa; Mollusca; Bivalvia; Pectinida; Pectinidae. Gene Ontology annotation, molecular function: metalloendopeptidase activity.